Acanthosepion pharaonis is the source of this 717-nucleotide messenger RNA. NCBI's taxonomy places the organism in Eukaryota, Metazoa, Mollusca, Cephalopoda, Sepiida, Sepiidae. The record is from the annotation of a GenBank genome assembly.
AUGUAUCUUCCUUGGCGAGGUUUAAAACUACCCAAAGUUUCACCGUCAUCUACAACAUUAAAAGACGCUUUCUCAGCAUCAUCACGUUCUUUUUUGCAAAUGUUUAGAAGUCUAUCUCCCUCACUUUCUCCUUUUCUCGUGCCCUUAUCCUCCUUUUGUCUCCUCCUCUCUUCCUCUCUCUCUGACUCUCACUUCUCCCCCUUAAUCACGCUCUCACUGUAUAUUCUUAUUUCUAUUCCUCCCCUUCUUCUUUCGCCCCUUCUCUCUUGUCUUCCUCUUUUCCUCCUUUCACCUGACGCCGUUCUUCUUCCCCUUAAACCCAUCUUUCUUUUUCCCUCCCUUCCGCAAGCUAUACAUCUCGUUCGUCCUCUCGCUCUCUUUCUGACACCUCCUCCCUCCAUUUCUUCUCUGACGACAUAUCCUCACUCCCUGUUCAUAGUCUUCUAUAUCAUUCUCCCCACAUUCUCCCUUCUGAUAUCUCUGCUCGUCUAUCACCCAAUACCUUCUCUUUCGCCCCGCUUUCCCCAACUCCCUAUACUGCAGCUUUUAUUUCUCCUUUUUCACCCUCUCUCCAGUUCUCGGCCAUCUUUUCCCUGUCAUCUCUCUCUCUCUCUCUCUCUCUCUCUCUCUCUCUCACUCUCUCUGUCUAUCUAUCUAUCUAUCUAUGAUACGUCUGGACUAAACAUAAAUAUUACCUUCCAUCAUUUUUACUUUUAA